AUGGAAACAAAUCAAACUCUGCUGGACGACGUCGUCAUUUCGGACGAUUUUCCAGAACCUUCAACUUCCACAGUCAUGGAAGACUUUCCAACUGCUCGCGAUCUAUUGAUAGGUGAUCUACCCGAGAUGGAUCCGCACAAUAUCACAGCAGUAUCUGUAAAUACUACCUCAACAACUCAUCAGAUUUUCGAGAAUUUCUUCAGUGUCAUAGAGUCAAUGAUGGAGGAAAAUACAUGGUUGAUUUAUACAAUCACAGGCAUUGUCACUGUGAUAGUGAUAAUUGUCAUCGUAGCUAUUGUAGUGUGGUUAAUUAAACACAAAAAGAGAGUAAUUCAACAGGAAAACGAUCCGAUCCUAACAAGUACAUAUGAUGACGGAAGGAAGUUUGGAAAGUGUUGUUUUUGUUGUCGAAAAGCCCCUGACAAACAAAGUGAUAGUCGAAUUCGUCAGAAUUCAGCGAGUAAUUUGGAUCCAUACAGACGACGUCCACUUCCUCCAAUUGGGACGAAAGCUAGUGAAUCUUACAUCAGCACGUUUAAUCGUAACGAAGCUUUGGAUGGUUUAUCAAGACCUCCUCCAAUAGAUGAGAAGACUCUUGCUGUCAACAUACAAAGUAUUCGAGGUGUACCACAUGUGGAUCUUCGCCCUGACCAAUAUCGAAAUUUACCUUCGCUAAGGAUAACAAACGAGUGA
Messenger RNA from Necator americanus (New World hookworm), 693 nucleotides. RefSeq lists its product as uncharacterized. Lineage: Eukaryota; Metazoa; Nematoda; Chromadorea; Rhabditida; Ancylostomatidae. Bases 1 to 693 code for a protein of 230 amino acids. The transcript has 6 exons. The record is from RefSeq and is a predicted model, not a curated record.